Molecule: messenger RNA, 6587 nt
Organism: Equus quagga
Lineage: Eukaryota; Metazoa; Chordata; Mammalia; Perissodactyla; Equidae
Gene: EXOC8
Product: exocyst complex component 8
Exons: 1
Coding region: 132-2309 (725 amino acids)
Biological process (GO): Golgi to plasma membrane transport; exocytosis; intracellular protein localization
Cellular component (GO): exocyst
Source: RefSeq, a predicted model, not a curated record
GACCCAGGCGUACUCGUCUCUCUCCCAUCCUGUUCCUCAGCCGUGGAGCUCGGUCGGGUUUGGGUGGGUCUGGACAGCGGCGGCACCGGUAGCAGCAAUAGUGACAGUGACCGCGUGAGGCCCGGACGGAAAUGGCGAUGGCGAUGUCGGACAGUGGGGCGAGCCGCCUGCGGCGACAGCUGGAGUCGGGGGGCUUCGAGGCGCGGCUGUACGUGAAGCAACUCUCGCAGCAGUCGGACGGGGACCGAGACCUGCAGGAGCACCGGCAGCGCAUCCAGGCGCUGGCGGAGGAGACGGCGCAGAACCUGAAGCGCAACGUCUACCAGAACUACCGGCAGUUCAUCGAGACGGCCCGCGAGAUCUCCUACCUGGAGAGCGAGAUGUAUCAGCUCAGCCACCUGCUGACCGAGCAGAAGAGCAGCCUGGAGAGCAUCCCGCUCACCCUGCUGCCGGCUGCUGCCGCCGCUGGCGCCGCCGCGGCCUCCGGAGGGGAGGAGGGAGGAGGCGGCGCGGGCGGCCGAGACCCCCUCCGCGGCCAGGCUGGCUUCUUUCCCGCCCCCGGGGGCGCCUCCCGCGACAGUUCCGGUCCGGGCGAGGAAGGAAAGCAGCGCACUCUCACCACUCUGCUUGAGAAGGUGGAAGGCUGCAGGCACCUGCUGGAGACGCCGGGACAGUACCUGGUGUACAACGGGGACCUGGUGGAAUACGAUGCGGACCACAUGGCCCAGCUGCAGCGGGUACACGGCUUUCUCAUGAACGACUGUCUGCUGGUGGCCACCUGGCUGCCACAGCGGCGGGGGAUGUACCGCUACGACGCCCUCUAUGCCCUAGACGGUUUGGCUGUGGUCAACGUCAAGGACAACCCGCCCAUGAAGGACAUGUUCAAGCUGCUAAUGUUUCCCGAGAGCCGUAUUUUUCAGGCAGAAAAUGCUAAAAUCAAACGAGAGUGGCUGGAAGUGCUGGAGGAAACCAAGAGGGCCCUCAGUGAAAAAAGACGAAGGGAGCAGGAGGAGGCAGCGGCCCCUCGAGGGCCACCCCAGGUGGCUUCCAAGGCCAGUAACCCAUUCGAGGAUGAAGAAGACGACGAGCCAGCUGUUCCUGAGGUAGAGGAAGAGAAGGUGGACCUGUCAAUGGAAUGGAUCCAGGAGCUGCCUGAAGACCUGGAUGUCUCUAUUGCCCAGAGGGACUUUGAAGGGGCGGUCGACCUGCUGGAUAAGUUGAACCAUUACCUGGAAGAUAAGCCCAGCCCCCCUCCUGUAAAAGAACUAAGGGCCAAAGUGGAUGAGCGUGUGCGACAGCUCACCGAGGUGCUAGUUUUUGAACUCUCCCCAGAUCGUUCCCUGAGGGGUGGUCCCAAGGCCACUCGCAAGGCCGUUUCUCAACUAAUCCGGCUGGGCCAGUGCACGAAGGCUUGUGAGCUGUUUUUGAGAAACAGGGCAGCAGCUGUGCAUACUGCCAUCCGUCAGCUUCGCAUCGAAGGUGCCACUUUACUGUACAUUCAUAAACUAUGCCACGUCUUCUUUACCAGCCUUCUUGAGACUGCGAGGGAAUUCGAGACGGAUUUUGCAGGCACUGACAGUGGCUGCUACUCCGCCUUUGUGGUCUGGGCGAGAUCAGCCAUGGGCAUGUUUGUGGAUGCUUUUAGCAAGCAGGUGUUUGACAGUAAGGAGAGCCUCUCCACAGCAGCUGAGUGCGUAAAAGUGGCGAAGGAGCAUUGUCAGCAGCUGGGGGACAUCGGACUAGACCUCACCUUCAUCAUCCAUGCCCUUCUGGUGAAAGACAUCCAAGGGGCCUUGCACAGUUACAAAGAGAUCAUAAUCGAAGCCACUAAACAUCGCAACUCGGAGGAGAUGUGGAGGAGGAUGAACUUGAUGACCCCAGAGGCCCUGGGUAAGCUCAAAGAGGAGAUGAAGAGUUGUGGUGUGAGUAACUUUGAGCAGUACACCGGGGAUGACUGCUGGGUGAACCUCAGUUACACAGUGGUGGCCUUUACCAAGCAGACCAUGGGCUUCUUGGAAGAGGCGCUGAAGCUGUAUUUCCCCGAGCUGCACAUGGUACUUUUGGAGAGCCUGGUGGAAAUCAUUUUGGUUGCUGUUCAGCACGUGGAUUACAGUCUUCGCUGUGAGCAGGAUCCAGAGAAGAAGGCUUUUAUCAGACAAAAUGCAUCCUUUCUUUAUGAAACAGUCCUCCCCGUGGUGGAGAAAAGGUUUGAAGAAGGUGUGGGGAAACCUGCCAAGCAGCUCCAGGACCUGAGGAAUGCGUCUAGACUUAUUCGUGUGAAUCCUGAAAGUACCAUGUCGGUGGUCUGAUGCUUGGAUCUGUUUAUAUGCAUACGUAUAUAUUGCUUAUAUAUUAUUUAUAUUUAUAUUAAGUUGCAUUAGCAUAUUCUUUAUAGUCUCAAACACAGCUUAAAAAUAAAAGAUGUCCUCUCAGAAAGGCAAAAUCAAAAGGAGAAAGAAAAAAAUGUUAAAUUAAGCCAAAAUAACAAAAACAUUGGAAUUAUUAAAAUAUUUAAUAUGCUUUCCUUUUAAAUUACACCCACUCUCUAAUGAAUAUAUUAUCACAUUAUAGCAUUUCAGCUUAUCCUUUGAGUCAAAAUACACCUUCUCACAGUAUAUAUUAUGCAGCACAGAGAAAUAAUAUCUAUAAAUACAUAGAGUUUAUGUUGUGAAAAGUUUCCCAAUUCACUAAAAUAUUAGGUUUCUUAAAGGAUACAAUGCCAUAUAAAAUACCGUUUCAUAUACUUCCUUAAAAUGCUUAAUAUACUUCACCUUAAAAUGUGAUUGAACAGUUUGGGGAAACGGAAAGAGGAGUUGAAGAAUUUGGUUUCAGGGUAAAUUUCGGUCAAAAGAAUACAUUCUUGAGAGUAGCUAGUGUGUGGACUCAAAUACUCCUCGAUCCUAGAAUACAAGAGGAAGCGUGCAUGAAAACAGUUCAGAUGUUUCCAAUGUAAUUUGCACAGCUACUGAUUUUCAGCUGCUAAGUAGCAGCCUUGUAGUAUUUGAUUUGGGAGCAUUUACUUGAAAAUCUUAAGGAGUGUGAUAAAUAUUUUUUUUCAACAUAUUCGUGAAUUGUGUGAAUUUCCAGCUGGAGCUUUGUCUUUUCAUAUAAAAAUAAUAAAAAACAGGACGCAUUCAGGAACCUGGCGGCAGCAGUGGUUUUUAGCUGCCCUCCCCCACUGUCAGCGUAAGGUACAGAGUGGCUCAGACUCCUGCCAGUGGGGAAAAGUUUUCAUUGAAAGAUUUAUUUCGAUUUCAGCGUCUGGGUGGAUGGGAAAUUAGAAAAAAGCCUGUGCAAACCGCAGUGUUCCCUGUAUGACUGCUUUGGGCGGAGGUUUGUGUUUAUUUUUUUGUAACAAAGUGGAGAUCAGAAAGGUGAGACAAUGUUCCCAUGCGAAGGAUGGGAGGAACCUCCCUGACUCCCGUUGAAAUGCUCCAGGCCGCAGUUUUCUUGUUUCAGUUUUUAUUUUCCUUGCUGUGUUUUUAAAGUGAGUAUAAUGCUUACUUCAGAUCGUUUAGUAAAACAAAAAUAACUAAAGACGUUUGAGCUUCCCGGGGUUCUAACCUAUUGCUUUUACUGUACACUGAUGGUGUAACAUUCCUCAUACUUGGAGAGAAAUCGUGCUAAGAUCUGUUUCUUCCCUGGCUUCUAGUUGUGAUUCCUGUCCUAAGUGCCAUUUCUGAUGCUGAUGACUUCAAAAGGUCAUUUCUUUUAUCUGAAUACAAAUAGUGGUAUUAAGACUGUGGAAAUUAUGUAAAACCUAAAAUAGCUGGCAAAUGGUGGCUUAGGGAGGGUCGUAGAGCUCCUUGACUUAAGGACUCAGAUGCCAGCUGAGCCCUUUUAUUUUCUUUUUAGCUAUGCAUAUUUAAAAGGCUGAAAAUGAUCAAAGUUACAGAUUUUCUUUGAUUUUUUCGUAUAACUUUAGGGUUUUCUCGAUAAUAGCCAUAACUGGAUAUUUCAGCUAGUCAAAAACAGUUAUCAUUUGUCAUUUUUAAGAUCACUGGAAACUUGAAUAUGAUCAAAAUUUUGUGAUUACUUUGUGCCACUUACAGUUUCUGAAAUUAUAUUGUAUGAAACACUUACUGUGUAAAUAUUUGAUGCUGGGUCCAUGAAAUGAUACUUCUGAAAUCAAAACUUCUCUGAAGGCGUGAAGUUGUAAAAACGUAAAUGUGUAUGCCAGAUAUGUCUGCUUUUUAAAACUGGAAGUACAGAAUUUUCUUCUGUUAGAAUUUGUUCCUCAAUCAAAGUUGUAGCCGAAGGAAGUAGCUUUUGGUGAAUGAAUUAGUGUGGGAAGUUGAUUAAAGACCACCCGUGUCGUAAUGUCCCUUUUCACCAAGACAGAGCAAUGACAUUGCGUUCCUCAAAGCGAGUCACAGCUCUUCUGAUUCCUGUUUCAUCAGACUCCCAAACAAGUCCUAAAAAUUGAAUGCAGUUACAGAUUGUCCAAAAAUAUAGCACAUACUGUAAUAUACCACUUGAGCGUCAAUUGCCUUUUCUUGUCUUCUUGAAAUAUAACACUCGCUUGAGCUUGGAAUCAUAGACUUGAUUGGAAUAAUUACUGUUGAAAAAAGACACCCUGUGGAAUUAAGUAUCUUUUUGAUUAAAGCCUCAUUUCAUUAAGUGCUGAAGACGUACUUAUUUUUGUGUAAAAUGCUACCUAUCAUUACAUGAUCAGCACUUGUAUCUUGCAACUGGCUUACGCAGGAUUGGGAAUUGGGCCUUGACGUGGAGAAUAAAAUCAGCCUGUGUACAUUUUGCUAUUGAUAUGCUGUGAUAUGAGGGAAUCUGAAAUGUUUUAUCAAAAUAAAGCUUAAAAUUUUUCUUACACUGGAUGAAAUUGACUGAUAUUACAAUGUUAUAUCUAUUUCUCUUCUUCAUCAGAAUUUAAUAUUCUUAUGCAGUUGCUACUGAAAUACUGUUUUACGAGUCUAUGUUGUGUUUUUGUUUUGUUUUCCUAUAUGGAGAUGAUAGAUAGGAAGCUGUUAGCUAAUUUAUGUAAGUGUUCUUAUUCUUAUCAGAAUUGUGAAUAAAUCAGGUCUCAGUUUUUUUGGGAUUUUCUUGAAUGGGAAACUUCAGAUAUGCCAAAUGUGAAUUUACUUAAAAAGUGGAUUUUAUACCAUCUGCACAGCCCUAAAUGAGGAAAAUAUAAUGUAGAAUAUGUGACUUAGGAACUAGGAUCAUAAAUGACAAGGGUGUGGUUUUUUAAAUAAUAGGUAGAUAGGGAACUGUCACAUAUAAUUGAUUUAAAAGGAUUUUUAUUGAAUGCUGUGCCUCACAUUGACUAUAAUGUGGGGUGAGGAGGACAACAUACAUUUAAGCAUACUUUCUCUUGAGAUGCUUAGAAAGUGGAAAAACUAGAGAAUAAAAAAUUGGAAGAAAUAAAUUAGAGAGUAAAUGCAAAACAGUGUGUUGCAAAUUAAAUUAAUUUAAAUAAUUGAAUGCAAAUAGUGCGUUGCAAAAAAAGAAACACUCAGCGGGUUGUGUUAAGUACUGUGGGAUACUGAGAGGGAAGAGAGCAGGAUUGCUUUGAGCAGUUGGAAAAGUCCUCGUGGAAUUGUUGGCAUUUGAGAUGAUCCUUGGAGAAGGGACAAGAUUUAGAUGUUGGAAGAAGAAGGAAGAGCAUGACAGGAGCAAAGACAGAAAGGGGGGCUCGGGAGGCAUAUGUGCGACGUGCUCGAAUGGCGGACAGAGAGGGCGGCGGACGGUUUUGUUAAAGUAACGUUGCUGUCACAGAGCCAUCGCAGAUGUUUUCAAUAUUAGAGGAAAGAAGCGUUAUGUAAGCAAGUCAUGCUUAUUCAGAAAGCUUCAAUCCCCGCAGAGGGGUGUGAAGUAAAAAAUCGGAGUCAUCCCACCUCCCCAGGCCCCAGCGACCCCACUCCCCAGGGGCAACUCCUGGUAAGAGUUCCUGCUACAUUUUUUUCCCAGAAAUUGGAUCAUACCUACAUACUGUUCAGCAUCUUGCUUGUAUUCACUUACCACAUUCAGUACUUUUCAGAUUCUUCUUACAUCGGUACCUAUAGCGGUACCUCCCUGGGUUUGUUUUUUUCUGAUUGCACAGUGGUCGGUCACAAUGGAUGAGUCUAUCACGAUUUUGCACUUUCCAAUUACGUUGUUGGCUUCGGGUUUUUGUGAUUACAAAGAAUCCUGAAAAGAAUGCCCUGUACAUGGAUCUUCGCUUACAUCUGGGAAUAGUUCUAUAGGAUGUAUUUCUAGAAAUUGCUGUGCCAGAUCAUACAUUUUAAAUUUAGGUAAACGUUGUCAAAUCACUCCACAGGCAGGCUGCACUAUUUUACAUUGUCCCAACAGCAUGGAAAAAUUCGUUUCCCCAGAUGCUCAUCAGCAUGUAUUCAUUCACUUUUUAAUAAUAAGAUCAUUCUUAUUAGUAACGAGAUUUAUUCAUUUUUACUAAUCUUAUCUGUGAAAAAAGUGUCUCGGCUUUUUGGUAAUUUUUGUAAAGUUGAGCAACUUUGUGUAUUUCUUUUUUUAUUAAGCUACUUAUGUCCUUUGCUAUUUGUUUCGUAGAUUAUCUUUGUAUUAGGAUCUUGUGGGGAUUUAUUGUCAUUUAUGAAAUUCGUCCUGUGUACUAA